Molecule: messenger RNA, 992 nt
Organism: Enterobius vermicularis (human pinworm)
Lineage: Eukaryota; Metazoa; Nematoda; Chromadorea; Rhabditida; Oxyuridae
Source: the annotation of a GenBank genome assembly
AUGAAAGAUCGAUUCUUCACCAGUGCUAAAAUAGCAGUAGUGUACGAACAAUGCGAAAACAGUACCGAAUUGUACGGCUUAAUCAAAAAAGGGUUCAAUGGCGACUUCAGUUUUAUUGUUAAUGCUCUAAACACUGUCCGAAAAUGUCACAAGAGAAAAAUUUUCUGGAACCCUGGUAAAGGUGGUAAAGAAAAACGUAACAUGGCUGAUAUCUAUGUUUCAAACGUAACAAAGUUGUACUUAAAAAUGCGCGCUGUAAACGCCAUAUCCUUCCAAGCUCAUCGUGAUAAAAUCAGCGUUUUGAUCAGUCAUAAUGGGACCGGAAAGAGCACCACUUUUUCAAUGUUGGCAAGGCCUAGAAUUCUGACAGCAGGAAUAUUAAAAUAUCCGUUUUGUCCCGAUCAUAACCCACUGUUCGAUUCAUUGACGGUUCGGGAACACUAUGAGCUCUUUAAUAUUCUACAGGGUUACCGUGACUUUAAUGUGGGUCAGCUUAUUCAAGACUUUGGUUUAACGGAUAAAGCUGAUGAAGUACUGUCUUUUAAUUUUAUUAUACAAUCAUCAAAGUUCAUACUAUUUUUUACGUUGAAAGUACUUGCCUACUGCAAAAGAAAGGCUUUGAGGUUUAUAAAAAAAUACAUUUUUGGUCAUCUAGAGAGCGUUGCUCCGAAAUUAAGUGGGGGUAUGAAACGCAAACUGUCUAUCGCAAUCGCUUUUGUUGGUAACCAUCACGUGAUGCUGUUAGAUGAACCUACUUUAGGUUUGACGUCAGCGUUAUACUUUUCAUCAUGGAUCUAUUGGAGCGAUAUAAGAUUGGCAGGUUCAGGUUUUGUUCCCGCCAUUGUUUUGGAACUUGCUUACACAAUUGCUCGAACAAUUUUGCUUGCAACGCAUUACAUGGUCGAAGCGGAUCGUUUGGGAGACCGAAUAUCCAUUCUAGUCAAUGUUCCGAAUUUUGAAAAAGUCGCUCUGAAACGGAUUACAUUCUAAAU